AUGUUCCUGGCUUGUCGGAGGCUUCCCAAAGUUGAGCUGCACGCGCACCUCAACGGGAGCGUGCGCCCGCAGACAAUUAGGAAGAUCCUGGAGGAGCGCUCCAGGGCGGGUGAGGCCCUUCCGGUGACUGAGCAGCAGUUGCAGGACAUUACAGCCUGUGGCGACCGCUCCCUGGCUGACUGCUUCCGGCUGUUCGACCUGAUCCACGUCAUCACCACCACCCACUCCGCCAUCGCCCGCAUCGCCGCGGAGGUGGUUCGGGACUUCGCCGAGGACCGCGUGGUGUACCUGGAGCUGCGGACCACACCCAAGGCGCGCCCGGAGUACGACAUGACGAAGCAGUCGUACAUCGAGGCCGUGCUGGAGGGCAUCGAGCUCGGGCUGCGGCAGCUGCCCGCAGCCGCCGAUGCUACUGCAGCCGCCAACGCCGCCAAUGCAGACGAAGCUCCUCCAGCCCCAGCUCCAGCAGACAUCAUAGCGGUGAAGCUGCUUCUCAGUAUCGACCGGAGAGAGGACUCAGCGGCCGCCUUGGAGACGGUCCAGCUGGCUGCCCGGUAUAAGGCCCGCGGGGUGGUGGGUGUGGACCUGUCCGGCAAUCCGUACGUGGGGUCGUGGGGGCAGUGGCGGGAGGCGCUGGCGGCGGCACGAGCUGCCGGACUGGGGGUGACCCUCCACGCGGGGGAGGUGUACUCCCCGGCGGAGACCGCCCGCAUGCUGGAGUUCCGCCCUGACCGGUUGGGACACUGCUGCUACCUGGAUGACUCCCUGGCGGCGGAGCUGCGGGCGAGUGUCGCCAUUCCUCUGGAGCUGUGUCUCACCAGCAAUGUGUUGACACAGUCAGUGACCUCCUACCCGGAACACCAUUUCGCGGAGAUGUACGCGGCGGGGCACCCCGUGGUGCUGUGUACGGAUGACUCAGGCGUGUUUGGUACGACACUGUCCAAGGAAUACGCCAUCGCAGCGGCGGCGUUCAAGCUGCCGCUGGGGGCGCUGUGGGAGCUGGCGCGCAGGAGCGUGGAGUUUGUGUUCGGGGGCGAGGAGGAGAAGCGGCGACUGCGGGGCCUUAUGGACCGGGAGCGUCCGCUGAUGUUGGGGGCUAAGAUCGAGAGGGGAAACGAUGAGGCGUGA
Molecule: messenger RNA, 1128 nt
Organism: Volvox carteri f. nagariensis
Lineage: Eukaryota; Viridiplantae; Chlorophyta; Chlorophyceae; Chlamydomonadales; Volvocaceae
Exons: 8
Coding region: 1-1128 (375 amino acids)
Biological process (GO): inosine biosynthetic process; adenosine catabolic process
Molecular function (GO): adenosine deaminase activity
Source: RefSeq, a predicted model, not a curated record